GCCGUAUUAUACGUGUUAACACAGGGAAUGCAGUAUUAUACGUGUUAUUACAUAUUGAUAUAUCUUCAAAGAAUGUGACGUAUUUGCGCUUCUUGGGAUAGAUGGGACUACAGCAGGAGGGUGUGUAGAGGGAUGAUGUGGAUAAAAUGGAUACUGCUUAUCACCGCUUCUCUAUGCACACUCGGUAUUAGACAGCCAUAUCGACCUGUUAAUGAGAACACCACGUGUUUGGAAAUUAAAAAGGAGUCGCGCCUGAGUUGUAAUAAUAAAGAUCAAUUCUAUCACUGCCUUCUUGAUGAAAAUUACAUCAAGGAGUUUGAAGUCUGCAGAGACUGGAAGUGGAUCCCAGGGGGCAAAUGUGCAUAUCUGAACUCUUAUGGAGUUGGUAAUAUUGAUGAGAGAGAUUGUACAUCAUCGUCAGCUCUCCAAUGUGCAACAGACCAGUACCGAUCAGAUCUGAAUACACGAUAUAAUGCUUGCUAUGUGAAGAAAAGAAUCGGAAUCACAACCCCAAUCAUCACAGUAACUGUAAGACGAAGAGAUAGCGGGACAUCAGGUGUACAGUACACAUCAGCCACAAUACCACCAGAAUCGGCGCCGCCAGAAUCGCGGUUCGACGGCAGGUCAGUGUUACUAUUUAUCAGUACCACAAAUACUACGUACGACUAUGAAUAUCUUAUCUUCAAAAUAUCGUGUUCUCAACAAUUUACAUGAAUAUGAUGUUCAAACUAAAGUAUGGUUUUAUACUCAUCUAUAGACAGAUAAAAAAUGGAUUGCAAACCUGUGGAAGCCUCCAAAAUAGAUAUAAAUCCUUAUUUGGCUUUUAUAAAAUUUGCGAUUCGAAUUUUUUUUUAAUUCAAAGGCUAGUGAAGAGUAAAAUGAGUAUCAAACAAUUUUCACUUUGUUGCAACAAAUCUGUUCUACCAUGGCUCCAUAAGAAAAUGGUAAAAAAAAUGAAUGGCUAAUAUUUUGCUACAGUUGGUCACUUUAUUGCAACCAUGACUCCCCGGGCCAAGAAAAGGG
This is a messenger RNA of Ostrea edulis (European flat oyster), 1023 nucleotides long. RefSeq lists its product as uncharacterized. NCBI's taxonomy places the organism in Eukaryota, Metazoa, Mollusca, Bivalvia, Ostreida, Ostreidae. The transcript has 5 exons. Bases 133 to 714 code for a protein of 193 amino acids. The record is from RefSeq and is a predicted model, not a curated record.